AUGAUUAGCCAGGUUCACGAAUCUGAAGAUACCGAGCUCUGCAAGAAAAUACUGGUAAUUAUAUCAAUCAUUUUUCGGCCUAUUACGCUAUAUAAACUGACUUUAUUUAUCAAACUACCGGACGACGACUACGAUGAUCUUAUUUCUCUUGAAGAGAUAAUCAUAAUCUGCGGAUCUUUUUUAACGUUACAGAAAUAUACUAUUGUAUUUAUUUAUCAGUCUGUAAAGGAAUUUUUACUUAAGGAAGCACUCAGUGAGAUACUUCCCAGAGGUAUAGAGGCUAAACACGAUAUAAUAUUUAUACAAUCUCUUAACGAAUAUCAAAUAUCUAGACUCUAUACAAAGGAUAUCUGCAAACCUAGCCUAAAUCCACUAGCAGCGGUGGCAUACUUAUAUAUCUACUGGAUAGACUAUCUUAAAGCUAGACUACUUAAUAGAGCUUGUGAGCUAGGAGUUUAUGACUAA
Penicillium waksmanii is the source of this 465-nucleotide messenger RNA. RefSeq lists its product as uncharacterized. The transcript is spliced from 2 exons. The record is from RefSeq and is a predicted model, not a curated record. The coding region runs from base 1 to 465 and encodes 154 amino acids. Lineage: Eukaryota; Fungi; Ascomycota; Eurotiomycetes; Eurotiales; Aspergillaceae.